This is a messenger RNA of Fusarium venenatum, 768 nucleotides long. Lineage: Eukaryota; Fungi; Ascomycota; Sordariomycetes; Hypocreales; Nectriaceae. The record is from RefSeq and is a predicted model, not a curated record.
AUGUCGCCAGUACGAGCUCAACAAGACCAGGAUAGUGGAGAUAAAGAGGCGACACUCUGGUCCGGGCAAGAGGAUUGUUCAGAGACAAAAACCCAUUGCUAUGCAGCCACGACUAAACAAGAUGCAGCUCGACAAGCUGAUACGCAGUUUCGCCAGAAGUUUGGGGAUGCCGGUCCCCUUGGUCUGUCUGGGUUCGCCUUUGCGACAUUUUUAACAGCCUUGGUCAAUCUCAAUGUUCGUGGAGUCACUAUUCCCAACAUUGUCAUUGGACCGGCUCUGGUUUAUGGAGGCCUUGCUCAACUACUCUCUGGCAUGUGGGAUAUCGCCAAUGGAAACACAGUCAGUGCAACCAUUGCCUGUUCGUAUGGCUGUUUCUGGAUCUCCUAUGCCAUCAGCCUCAUUCCCAGUUUCCACGUCAGGGAUGCUUAUCCCAGUGACGGCGACUACAACCACGCCAACGGACUGUUUCUCAUGGGAUUCUUCAUCUUUUCAGUGGCCAUAACCUUGUGCUCCAUGAAAUCGAAUGUCUUUUCACUAACACUUUGCCUCCUUGUCAACUGCACCUGGUUGUUACUCGGAUUAGCUAACCUCUGCACUGAAGAGUCAGGCGCGCCCAAUGACGUCCUCCUCAAGUGUGGCGGUGCUACUGGCUUGUUGGUUUCAUUCACAGCGUGGUAUCUUAUGUAUGAGGGCUUAGCAAACAGGCAGAACAGCUUUGUUGUGCCCAUGAAUCCUGAUCUUCCAUGGAACCCAAGCCGACGACCGUGA